This is a messenger RNA of Aspergillus clavatus NRRL 1, 3021 nucleotides long. Its product is annotated as putative cytokinesis regulator (Byr4). The transcript is spliced from 2 exons. Gene Ontology annotation, molecular function: GTPase activator activity. Bases 1 to 3021 code for a protein of 1006 amino acids. Gene Ontology annotation, cellular component: SIN/MEN two-component GAP complex; mitotic spindle pole body. Gene Ontology annotation, biological process: mitotic spindle orientation checkpoint signaling; regulation of Ras protein signal transduction. Lineage: Eukaryota; Fungi; Ascomycota; Eurotiomycetes; Eurotiales; Aspergillaceae. The record is from RefSeq and is a predicted model, not a curated record.
AUGGAGCCACUGACUACCCAGCUACGACAUGGUGACGAAGAGACAAUCGAGUGUUGGGAUGAUGACGGGGAUCUGCAGUGCUUCGAAGACAUCCAUAUUCGCACGGCUUCAACCACAACAUCGAUAACAAACUCGUCCAUCCUCCGAUCUAGUCACCGAGACUCAAUAUCCUCCCGCCGAUCUGCUCGCUCCGACCUCGAUUCGACCCUUGGAGAUGAUGAAGACUGGCAGGUUCAGCUUCAGGAUGAUGACGAGCUUUUGAGCGAAGAAGCCAUUGCAUCUGCUAAGGGUGCUGGUAUCCCACUGCCAGCCAAUAUUCCCAAAUCGGCCCUCAUUGGGGGGACAAUCAAACGUCUUGGAAGGAGGAAGCCUAGAAGAAACUUUGUGGAUGAUUGGACGGAUGAUGUUGAACUUCCGGGUCCCGAUACUGUUUUGGAACUCAAGAGUGUUCAAGAGACAGCAUUCCCUGAAUCCCUCAGGCAGCUUAGUUCUGCUGCUACUAGCCCAGUGAAGAGUCCGACUGCAUGUUUCUGGGGGGAUGAUGUUCCUACACAGUUGCAAUCCGCCCUGACGAACUUAGAUCGAGCAACCGAUCAUCUUGGCAAUGCCCUCCUCGACACUAAUGACAUUGACGACGACGUCCCCACUAUCCGAGUUGCAAUGCCCCGAACGCCGGAAACGACUUCAACCGCUCUUGAAUCCAGCCGUAUGAAAGUGAACAGAGUAUUAGAGAAUUUGGAAAGCGAUUUCGAAUUGCCGGUAGAUGAUCUCCCUCUUCGUCUUUCUACGCGCAAAACCGGCUUGGGCGCGACAAGCCCGACCCCUGAGGAAUUUGACGUGGAGUGGUCCGAAGGCAGUAUUGGUGUUCGCUUUGGAGGUACACAGAGAGACCAUCGCUCAAAUCCAAGCUCUAUAGUCUCUGUUGUCAGUCCUAGUGCAUCUAGUUGCCUGACAGGUGAGAGUGAGGACGAGGGACUUGAUGGUCUUAUUAUCCCUGAAGGUCCCUUAGACCUAGAGUCAUCUUUGAAGAAGCGUCUCGACACCUUUUCUCCGAGAAAUGUGCAAUAUCCCAAGCCGGGUCAAGCUGAAACUGACGCGGCGGAUACAGACGAUUUUCUCUUGGGUCUGGAUAUUGAAAGUGGUGGUGCCUUUGAUCUGAAGAAACUCUCUCUUAACCCCAAUAUCAAAUGCAAAACAGAACACCCAGGGAGCCCCGCGCGCCGUUCAGCAACCUCCAUUACUUUCACCAACACCUCGGUUUCCCCGAAAUCUCGGAUUCCGCGCCUCUCGAGCCAUGACCUUCAUUCCACUCAUCUUGAAACCGUUUCUGAGAGUGGAGUUCCCUUACCCAAAUCACCGAGCUCCCAAUUCCGUGUGAGAGGCCAUGCCUCGCAUGCUUCUGUCUCUGGUUUUCCUUCUGCAAUCCCAUCGACAUCACCGACUCCUUCGACUUCUGGCCGGCGGCGCACCGCAUCUCGGCUGACGAGAGACUCGUUGAGCGGCGAUCAACCUUCGGCUAGGAACCAGGUUCUUCGAACAAAACGAUCUAUGCCGACCAUGAGAAAUGUCCAUCUUGCGGCAACAGUGACCUGUUCCCAGAAUUCUCAGCCCCAGCAUGAUGAUUCGAUGCGUCCAUACCCCUCCAAUAUUCGUCCUAAAACCCCAGUCGAUCGCGUCGGGAAUGAUCUGAGAUAUUCAAAUCGUAGGUCUCAAAUGCCUUUCAUUCCGGCUGGGGCUUCUGAAAAACAAUCUCAUCAUGUCAAUGUUAAAAGUCAUCGACACUCGCGGUGGACAAACUCAGAUAGUUCUGCCGAAAACCUUGGCUCACAGAUGCCUAUGUUCCGACAUCCUCGAUUAAAGCGUCAAAUCAACCUAGGGAGUAAUACGGAAGAACCAAGACCUGAGGCUCUAAUCACCGCGCCGAAGCAGGCUAUCACCAAGCCCACGCGCAGGCGCAACUUUGGCGACGGAAGUGAACUGGAAUCAUUCGACGAUCUACCCACAUCUUCCUCAAUAGAAAGAAGAUUCAUCAAGAAUCCUACCGGUCGAGGUGUUCCAAAGUCCAUCCGGGAUAGAUUUAGUCAAAAUCGGAGUCUAUAUUCACAGAUGGAUCAUCCAGACUCGAAGCCCACUCCUGGCACUAUGUCAACCAUGCCAAAUCUUACGCCCCGGUUUGCGCGGGACACAAACGCUUCAAGAACCGCGAGAGAAGAGCGGAUUGCGUCGAUGGCGUCUAGUGCGAAGAAUCGAGCGAGCAACGCACUGAGUCCACUCAGUCCAAAUUGGAGGACUCAAUCUAGCUCACGUACCCCUUCGGCCUCUUCGACCUCCUUGCCGAUGAGAAGCCAGAAGAAUAAAUCAUUCACAUCGUCUGGUGGUAAACCUCUCCUGAUCAAGCCAAUGGGCAAAGAGGUGCAAGAGCCUAGAGCUGUCAAUGGGAUGCGUUAUAAUCCAAAUACGUUUCGGUGGGAAGGCAAUGAGACAUCUGUCCAUGAAUUUGAAGCUGAGAAAUUGCCAAUGUCUCCCAAACCCGCACCUGCUCUGAUCACCAAUGUCGGCGCAAUGCAGAAUGUGCAAGUUGUAGGCGGGAUGGUCUUCGACCCGCAGCGCAUGUGUUGGCUGAAGCUGGCCCCAUCCCAACCAGGAGCUAAAGGUCUGGUGGCGGUUCAACUCGAAGACGAUAUUUUCGCCGGCCUGGAUGACCUUGAAGAAAAAAGUCAGGAUAAACUACAUUGCGGACGGGGUAGUUGUCAGAACGACGCUGGCCAUGCCGGGAGUGGUGAUGACCGAAGCCUCGGAUACUCAUCGGACGAAUGGCCCAUCACGGAAGAAUUUGAUGUCGGCCCUGAAUUCAUUCGACGCCAACGCGUGGAGGAAGAUAAAUGGAGACGCAAGGUCGAUCGAUGGGUGAGCAUUGAUCGGAGUAAGGCUGGACAAGGUUGGAGAUGGGCCAUACGGGAUAUAGUGGGCUUCAACAGUGUCCGGGGAGCCCUCGGAGCCCCAGAAUUUCACGGUACGUGA